AAACAUAACGCAAUAUAAAUCUCCUUGUUCGUCAUUUACAGGAAAUCGACAAUAUCUACAACAGAACAGAGAAGAUGAGUUCCAUUAACAAAGACAAUGAAGAAUGCAUAGAUGCCAUGCUGUUCCGCAACUCUCAUCUCUUCCCCAUGGUCUUCAAAGCAGCCAUCGAGCUCGAUCUAUUCUCAAUCAUAGCCAAAGCUGGGCCCGGUGCUCACAUUUCAGCCGCCGAGGUUGCGUCUCAGCUGCCUACCAACAGCCCUUCAGCACCUUCAAUGCUUGAUCGCGUGCUACGUUUCUUGGCUAGCCAUUCAGUCAUCACCUACUCUUUGCGCACGCUUGAAGAUGGUAGAACUGAAAAACUUUACGGUCUCACACCCGCCUCUCAACUUUUCGUCGGCAACAAUGAUGAAGAUGAAUCCCUCUGGUCUGAUCUUUUGGCCCUUCCCUACCACCCAGCUGUGCAGCAAGUUAGCAUGCGUAUGAAGGAUGCCAUUCUUGAAGAAACUGGGGAUUUGUUCAAGAAAGUUCAUGGUGUGACUAUGUUCGAGUACAUGAGAAAUGAUCCCACUUUCAACAAUGUUUUCAAUAAAUCAAUAGCUGCAAAUUCUCAAAUUACCAUGAAGGGGAUUCUUGAGGUAUACAGAGGAUACGACGGACUUGCAUCACUGGUUGAUGUUGCUGGUGGAACUGGCAAAUGCCUCCACAUGAUCACAUCCAAGUACCCUUACAUUAAGGGUAUCAAUUAUGAUUUGCCUCAUGUGAUACACAGCGCACCAUCUUAUCCCGGUAUCAAACAUGUUGGUGGAGAUAUGUUUUCAAGUGUUCCAGUAGCGGAUGCAAUUAUGUUAAAGGAUAUAAUUCAUAACUGGAAUGAUGAGAACUGCAUAAAAAUUUUAAAGAAUUGUCACAAAGCGCUAUCGACUAAUGGAAAAUUGAUUAUUAUAACUGCAAUGUUGCCGGAAGAACCUGAUUCAAGCAAGUCUUCUAUGUUUGUUUCUGGAGCUGACAGCAUCAUGUUCAUGCUUACUUCAUCUGGGAAAGAGAGGACAACAAAAGAAUUGGAGGCCUUGUGCAAAAAAGCUGGAUUUUCCAACUUUCAAGUCGCUUGUGAUUUUCAAGGGGUUCGGAGUGUCAUGGAAUUUUAUAAAUAAGGGUGCGUAAUCAAUUUGCAAGAAUAUUUACUUUCUUUGGCUCUUUUUUUCUUUCAUGGAGUUGUUUUAGCAGUAUGGAAACCGAAUAUCACGAAAGCACAUUUUAAUAAAUUUUGGGUAAGCCAUUGAUGAAGCUUAAUGCUCUAACACUUCUAUAUCUCGAACUCAAUUAGCUUUCUGUAGUUCUUAUUUCAUGUCUUUCCCUCAAUAAACCAGAAUGAAUUUAUGUAUCUAAUAUCCAUACCUUCCUUCAUAAAAGAACACUCUUGACUUUCA
Molecule: messenger RNA, 1427 nt
Organism: Pistacia vera
Lineage: Eukaryota; Viridiplantae; Streptophyta; Magnoliopsida; Sapindales; Anacardiaceae
Product: caffeic acid 3-O-methyltransferase-like
Exons: 4
Coding region: 75-1151 (358 amino acids)
Biological process (GO): methylation
Molecular function (GO): O-methyltransferase activity; S-adenosylmethionine-dependent methyltransferase activity; protein dimerization activity
Source: RefSeq, a predicted model, not a curated record